Messenger RNA from Phyllopteryx taeniolatus (common seadragon), 1880 nucleotides. RefSeq names its product homocysteine-responsive endoplasmic reticulum-resident ubiquitin-like domain member 2 protein. The transcript has 10 exons. Gene Ontology annotation, molecular function: protein binding. NCBI's taxonomy places the organism in Eukaryota, Metazoa, Chordata, Actinopteri, Syngnathiformes, Syngnathidae. The coding region runs from base 302 to 1438 and encodes 378 amino acids. The record is from RefSeq and is a predicted model, not a curated record. Gene Ontology annotation, biological process: endoplasmic reticulum unfolded protein response.
GAGUAAGAACACAGCUGGGCUCGUCCGGCUAGGCGUACACACGCAAGAUGCGACUGGCAAUGCUUUUUCCCCUCUCUGUGCUUAACGCGAGCAAAACUACAAAGCCGCUUGAAAUCCCCAGGGGCUAAUGCUAGCUAAGCUAGUUGCGUCAACAGUCUACAUUGAACUCCCCAACCAAGGCAAUUGUUGACCAGAGAUGAACUUCACGUAACGUUCAAGUUCCUCUGGUGUUUCCAAACACGCCGCGGAACCUUCACACCGAAGCCGAACUCGUUUUGCGUUUCAAGGCAAAUGCUUGAGAAUGAUGGCUCAAGGUGUAAUGGACGGUCCGGUUACACUUGUCAUCAGGGCGCCCAACCAAAAAUAUGAUGACCAGACUAUUAACUGCUGCCAGAACUGGACUGUGGAGAAACUUAAAGCCCAUUUGUCUGACGUGUACCCAAGCAAACCAAGCUCCAAAGACCAGAGACUGGUGUAUUCUGGCAAGCUGCUUUUGGAUCACUUUACUUUGAAAGAUGUGCUCAGAAAGCAGGAUGAGUACCACAUGCUCCAUUUGGUUUGCCCCUCACCAACUCCUCCCAGCUCCCCAAGCUCCACCCGCAAGCCUCGGGAGAGCACGGCAGAACCCACAGUCACUCAAACGGCGAGUCCUCCCUUCCCUGCUCAACACAGCCAAUCAGACGAGAACAGUGAUGGACUCAGACAACGUGGUGUAAUUUACGACCAGUUGCAUCAACAAUUUAUGCAUAGCUGGAGUCAUUUCUCUGCAAUGUCGACCCCUCCCACAAAUUUGACCCCCUAUUACAACCCUAUGACGCUCGUGUGGUGGCAACAACUAUAUGCUCGACAAUACUACAUGCACUAUAAUUUACUAGCAGCGUCCUCCCAAAACCUCAGGCACGAACUGCCUAGGACUCACCCGCUCCCCCAGGCAGACCCCCUGAGCCAGCGUCCACGGGUGGAUCGCCGUGGCAACCCUGAAGUGGAAAUGAACGCCCAAGGAGGGGAGAUCCUGAACGAGGAGGAGCUCAACCGGGAUUGGCUGGACUGGGUGUACACGUUUUCCCGGGCCGCUGUCUUACUUAGUAUCGUGUACUUUUACUCUUCCUUCAGUCGGUUUCUCAUGGUGAUGACGGCCAUGCUGGUGCUUUACCUUCACCAGGCCGGCUGGUUCCCCUUCAACCUAGAAAACGAACUGCAGCUUCCUGGAGAAAAUCAGGAGGAGAUAGAGGCAGAGCUACAGAACAAUGACCUCCAUGGAAUGGAACACGUGGCGGAGGACAGCUCCGAUGAUGACGAAGGUGAAACCGGAGAGGAAGGAGCAGAGGAUCCUAACCGCGUCAUCCCCCAAACCGGCAUCCUGUCCUCCAUGUGGUCGUUCAUCAUCACCUUUUUCAUGUCGCUCAUUCCCGAGGGACCGCAGAACGCUGCCAACUGAGCUGAACUUCUUGAGCUGUCUCGCCACAAAUGACUUCAAUACAAAGUGGCAAUGCGCUCUGCUUGUUCUCGUUCGGCAUCGUUAACUGAAGAAUGGACAUUGAAUCGCUGUAGUCAAGGUGGUGCCAUGUUAGCUUAGUCUGACAACACGUCGUCUCUCUAAUAAUGUAUGAAAAAGCAUCAGCAGGCACAAUGAUAAACACUAAUAUAACUAGACAAGUUUAACAGAUGCGAUCCUUCCAUUGUGGGACGAGCUGAGUUUUUAAAAAUAGAGUGAUGGAAGUGUGAUGUUCUGUCAGGCCGUGUGCAAUAAUGGAUGGAAUAUAAAAGGGCUGUUGUAAAACUGCCUGUUGCCACAGUGCAGGCGUCACAGAUAAUAUGGCUGCUGCUGCUGUUACACAUUUAAAAUGUAAUAAUAGCUAAGGUGUUGAUUGGUUUUUGGA